AACAAAGCUAAACCAUUAAAGCUAUUGUUUGUUCGUUAUUCAUAUGGCCGAAAUAUUGUUUUAGGUAUAACGCAGUACAGCAUUACACAUCAUAACAACAAAGCUCUGUCUUUCAAAGACUUUUUAAUUGUAUGUAUCGUUACACAGCUCAAAUUUACACACAUCAGCUCAGCCACACACAAUAAAAAACAACAAAGAUAAAAUAAUAAAAAUGGACUUGGCACAUUUAUUUUAAUAACAAAAAAAGGUAGUUAUCAAUAGUAAACAAACAGUAGAAGCUUAAGGUGUUACAAACUGUUGAGGGUAAAGAGUCAUGAAAAGCAAUCAAGCAGUUAUGUGGUUGAAAGGAUUAUUCUUCCACUAGCAUGCUCGUUGAGAAAAAGUUGACCUUUUUAAGCGACAAAACGUGGAGCCAAAUGACCUCAGUCUGGCUGUCGCCAUUGACAAACCUUCAGAGCCAUGAACUUCAAACGUCGAAUUUCGCCAGCUCCAGUCAAUGACUCCGAUUAGAACUGAUUCGUAUCGCAUUUUCCUAACUGUGUUCUGCUUUAACAAACAUCAACGAUGACGAUGUAAACUGCUUAUAAGUGAAAUCAUGGAGAACCAGCAAGCAAAACGAUUUGCCUACCCUCAGUCAUUCCGGUUUGGGUGUGGGAAAGCAUGUUAUCCAUGUUUUCGUAUCAACAGGGUAUCAGUUUUUCACCCCACCCACACUGGCCGAUAGGAGUUUGUGGAAACUGUAACCUUGUCUUCGUCUUGUGUUUUGUGAAAUCUCCCGUUGGUUCAACGAGAUCCCCUGCAGAGUUGAUCUAGGAAAAUUAUUUAUUAAAUCCGGUUCCCGACGACAAAACACUACAGAUAAAGUCUAACUUUUGAACCGUUCGCUCCUGUCAGCAUCUAAGAUGCAUCGAUUGUGCAACGGCAGAAUUUUGGCAGCAAUCUGCAGCCUCGCCGUUUUGCCUGCACUGUUCCAUCGUUCCUUGGUCACCGGUCAGCAUCAACCAGGCGAUGAAACUUGCGAAACUCUUCCGUCCGAAAUUCAUCUCAUUAAAGAGGAAUACGACGAGCUAGGCCGGCUGUUCCGGACCUGCAACGGCGAUGUCACGGUUAACAAGUGCGAAGGCAAGUGCAACAGCCAAGUGCAACCAUCGGUCAUAACGGCUACCGGCUUCCUGAAGGAAUGUUACUGCUGCCGGGAAUCGUUCCUGCGAGAACGCCAGCUGCAGCUGACUCACUGCUACGAUCCGGACGGUGUCCGAAUGACCGAUCAUGACUCGGCCACCAUGGAGAUUCGCCUCAAGGAACCGAUCGACUGUAAGUGCUACAAGUGUGGUGAUUUGGUACGUUAGAAGAAAGAAAUGGCCCCUUUAAAAGGAGAUGUGAAGGCUACCAAAACCGUACUUCAUGUGCUAUAGGAAGAUCGAAAUCAUUAGUUUUCGUUUUGUGUUAAUCGAUUUGGUGAUCGUUGUUCUUAUUGUCGAGUAUGUAUCUUGUAAGUUUAUCGAGCCCAUAAGUUGUAAAGUUGUCCUGAAGUGCCCCCUCGGAAAAAAAAAUAAAUCAAUA
Molecule: messenger RNA, 1563 nt
Organism: Uranotaenia lowii
Lineage: Eukaryota; Metazoa; Arthropoda; Insecta; Diptera; Culicidae
Gene: Pburs
Product: partner of bursicon
Exons: 2
Coding region: 903-1349 (148 amino acids)
Biological process (GO): G protein-coupled receptor signaling pathway
Cellular component (GO): bursicon neuropeptide hormone complex; extracellular region
Molecular function (GO): neuropeptide hormone activity; G protein-coupled receptor binding
Source: RefSeq, a predicted model, not a curated record